Talpa occidentalis (Iberian mole) is the source of this 2043-nucleotide messenger RNA. Its product is annotated as apolipoprotein L2-like. Gene Ontology annotation, biological process: lipid transport; lipoprotein metabolic process. The transcript has 5 exons. Gene Ontology annotation, cellular component: extracellular region; membrane. Bases 260 to 1330 code for a protein of 356 amino acids. NCBI's taxonomy places the organism in Eukaryota, Metazoa, Chordata, Mammalia, Eulipotyphla, Talpidae. Gene Ontology annotation, molecular function: lipid binding. The record is from RefSeq and is a predicted model, not a curated record.
GCUGGGUAUCAAACCGGUGACCCAGAUGGAGUGGCCACCAGGACUGAUUUGUCUAGACUUUCUUUGACUGGAUUGCUCCCACCCUGGUGUGGUGCUCCAGGUUGCCAGCAUGACCUACAUGUUGCAGAAAGAAGCAGUUCUAGAAACAGAUGUCACAUGGGGACACCAGGGCCCCAGGAUGUGUCAGGUCGUCAGGGAGACACACAGCUGGAAACUGGACCUGCACUAAGAACACCUGGAGCUCCUUCCAGCUCAGAGGAUGAUUCCCUGGGUGAAGCAACACCUUUCCAGCCCAGGUGCAGAGAGUGAGCUGGCAAAGACAGACUCAGAUCCUGCUGCUGGCACCAUGAGCCAAGACAACCACACUCUUCACCCAGAGAACAACUUUCUUAAAGAUGUCAUCGAGUAUGUCCUGUGCACGGUGAGCAGGGAGGAACUGCAGUCCCUGCUUAAUGAAGCUAAUGUCUGGGAGACAUUUGUGACUGAGGCUCAUUUGUCCAGGGAUGAGGCUGAAGCACUACGUGAAGAGCUGAAGAAGUUGAAAAACACCAAGGUCAUAAGUGAUGAAGACAUGCACCAGAAGGAGCAGGAGUGUAAGAAGAAGUUUUUGCAACUAUUCCCUUUGGUGAAGGUGCAACUUGAGGAGCACAUAGCCCAGCUCCGUGAACUUGCAGACAGGGCUGACAAGGUUCACAGAGACUGCACCAUCUCCAGCGCGGUGGCCCACUCCACCGGCAUACUCUCUGGCAUCCUAACCAUCCUUGGCCUGGGCGUGCUAUCCUUUACUACUGGGGCCAGUCUGGCAUUGACAGUAACCGGGCUGGGACUGGGAGCAGCGGCUGCUGUCACCAGGGUGACCACCACCAUCGUGGAACAUAUAAGCAAGUCGUCUGUAGAAGCUGAAGCCAAUCACCUGGAAUCAGCUGACUUUGAUAUAGUGCAACUGGCCAGGGACAUUCUAAAUAACUCAUCCCAGUUUGGUUUCUUAAGAAACAGUUUUAUGGCUGCAUACCGCAUUGCAAAAUAUAUUCAGUCCAUCAAGAUGACCCGAAUCAACCCCGGGAUAGCAGCUGAAAUCUUGGUCCAAAGCGGCAGGCUGGUGGAGAGUGCAGCGGGGACCACUAGUGUAGUAAUGAGCGAAGGAACCCGGUUGUUUAGUGGGGCCACUGCAGGUUUCUUCCUUCUGAUGGAUGUGCUCAGUCUUAUGCAAGAGUCGAAGAACUUGCAACAAGGGGUAAAGACGGAGCUGUCUGAGAAGCUGAUGCAGCAGGCCCAGGAACUGGAGAUGAUGUUGGAAAAGCUCAACCACAUCUACAAGAGUGUGCAGUAGGGCCUGACCCCACCUCCCCCGGGGCAGAGAGCAAAGACGUGUGUGGGACACAGAGUGGAGCUACCUUGUUAGAGGAACAAAGAGGGCGAGACGAAGGUUAUGGUCCUGGGAGUUAAGGCUGGGAACUAAGACAAGACAAUUCUAGAUUUUGUUCUGUAGGCAAAAAAUAGUUUCUGCCUCUGCCCUGUCAGUGCCACCUCAGAGGUUGGAGUCAUCAGAACAGUGGCUGGUUCACUGUGAAGAACCCUGAGGUGAGAAACCAACGAAGUGUCAAAAGUGUCCACAGAUGGCUCCCCUCUUUCCCAAAUUCCUCAUGGUGUUUGUGAACCGCAGGAAGUGAGAGAACUGCCUGGUUGCACCCUCAUGUCUACAGGGGUACUUUAGGAUAAGGUCCUUCCAUCUUGUCAAAUACAAAGAACUCUGACUGAAUUGGCUCUGUGAGAUCAGGUGAUUCCUUUGUAGUUAAGUGUUGUGUUUCUCCUUUAUCACUUCACUAAAUUUGUUAGAGAAACCAACAUCCUUUAGUUAACUGAAAAUGUUAGAAAUCAGGUAGAUGUCUUCUUUCCUUUGUCAAGAAAAAAUAAUCAUGUAUUCUAUCUGUGCAUCUAACUUACCAUAUAAAAUAUGGCCAAACACUCUAGGGAUGGAAACCAGUCUCUUAGAGAAGUCUGAUAUUGUUCUCCUGGUCCUGGUUAUCAGUUUGACUCUGAAUA